This is a messenger RNA of Setaria italica (foxtail millet), 848 nucleotides long. Its product is annotated as oxygen-evolving enhancer protein 3-1, chloroplastic. Lineage: Eukaryota; Viridiplantae; Streptophyta; Magnoliopsida; Poales; Poaceae. Gene Ontology annotation, biological process: photosynthetic electron transport chain; photosynthesis. The record is from RefSeq and is a predicted model, not a curated record. The transcript is spliced from 2 exons. Gene Ontology annotation, molecular function: calcium ion binding. Gene Ontology annotation, cellular component: extrinsic component of membrane; photosystem II oxygen evolving complex; chloroplast. Bases 43 to 708 code for a protein of 221 amino acids.
GUGGUGCAGAGCAACUGGUAACGUUCAGGCAGGAACAUCACCAUGUCGACCAUUACACUUGUCCGCUGCGUUAUCCGAAAUACCUGGCCGAGCACACCUUACCCCGUCGAGAACCCAAAGCAGGGCUACGCUGCACAACGGUUCCCGAGCACGGCAAUGGCAUCGCGGCUCGCCGUCCGGGCGCCCUCCGCGACCCUGUCACGGGCCGAAAACACGUCCCCGGGCCCCAAGCCACCGAGCAACAGCGGGCAGAAGCACCAGAGAUCAGCCACCACCAGCCGGAGGCUUGCAACGACGGCGGCGGCGCUCCUGGCGUCCCGGCUGCUGGCGCCCGCGGCGAGCAUCGCCGCCGGCGCGUUCGACCUGCGGCUCACGCUGCCGGAGCAGUCCAGCGAGGAGGCCGAGGCCGUGGUGCGGACCCACGCGCGGAACCUGCUGCAGGUGAAGCAGUUCGUCGACGCCGGGGCGUGGCGGGAGCUGCAGGCGGCGCUGCGCGCCAGCGCGUCCAACCUCAAGCAGGACCUGUACGCCAUCAUCCAGGCCAGGCCCGCGGACCAGCGCCCCGAGCUCCGCAGGCUCUACUCCGACCUCUUCAACAGCGUCACCAGCCUGGACUACGCGGCCAGAGACAAGGACGAGGUCCAGGUGCGGCAAUACUACGGCAACAUCGUCUCCGCCCUCGACGAGAUUUUCGCCAAGAUCAUGUAGUUGCUCAUACCUUUAUCUAGGAUAGAUGGAGAAUGGAUUUUUUUUUCAAAAAAGGAAAACUUGGAACCUGUACUGGAAGUACAUUCACACGCAGAGAGCAACAAAUGGCGACCAGCAAAAAGGGCUUUCAUUCUUGCUAA